AUGGCAAAACUGGUAGCUAACCGAGCAAAAUCGGACAGAGAAAGUUUUGACAAUAUUUACCUCGAUCUCUCCAAAGAACCAGGACGAUGCCGUUUCGCCGAGACUGGAUUUGGAUGGAAGCCAACUGGAGGCGGUGACACCUUCACGCUCGACCACAGCAAUAUCGGCAGUGCGCAAUGGAGUCGCGCGGCGAAGGGAUAUGAGGUCAAGAUCAUGCUGAGGAAUUCGGGGGUGGUCCAGCUUGACGGCUUCUCCCAGGAGGACUUCGAGCGCAUCGGCAAGGUCUUCAAGAACUGGUACAGCACGAAUCUCGAACACAAGGAGCAUGCGCUGCGCGGCUGGAACUGGGGCAAGGGGGAGUUUGGCAAGGCGGAGCUAGCCUUCAACGUCCAGAACCGACCGGCCUUCGAAAUCCCCUACUCAGAGAUCUCAAACACGAAUCUGGCAGGUAAGAAUGAGGUUGCGAUCGAGUUCGCUCUGCCUGCGGGUGCUGAUGAUACCGGUACCAAUGGCGCUCUGGGCGGUGCGCGAGGAAAGGGCAAGAAGGCAGGUGGUGGCAAAGACCAGCUGGUCGAGAUGCGAUUCUACAUCCCUGGAGUCACGACGAAGAAGGCCGCUCUGGAUGGCGAGGAUGCGCCCAGCGAUGCCGAGGAUGCUGAGGAGGAGCAGAAUGCUGCGAACCUCUUCUAUGACACCCUGAUGGAAAAGGCCGAGAUUGGAGAAGUGGCUGGUGAUACUUUUGCGACUUUCUUGGAUGUUCUGCAUCUUACUCCAAGAGGACGCUUUGACAUCGACAUGUACGAGAAUUCCUUCAGAUUACGAGGCAAAACAUACGACUACAAGAUUACAUACGAUACUCUGAAGAAGAUCAUAGUUUUGCCAAAGCCCGACGAGCUGCAUUUCAUGAUGUGCGUUGGCCUCGAUCCUCCACUCCGCCAAGGUCAAACGAGAUAUCCCUUCCUGGUCAUGCAGUUCAAGAAGGACGAGGAGGUCACCAUCGACCUGAACAUGACCGACGAAUUACUCAAUGAUAAGUACCAGGGCAAGCUUGCUGCACAUUACGAGCAGCCGCUCCACCAGGUCGUUGCGCAGGUCUUCCGUGGCCUAACUGGCAAGAAGGUCAACAUGCCAGCCAAGGAUUUCAUGAGUAAAUAUCCUCUUCAAAGCCACCACCAACAGUACGGCAUCAAGUGCUCCAUCAAGGCCAGCGAGGGCUUCCUCUACUGCCUCGAGAAGGCUUUCAUGUUCGUCCCCAAACCCGCCAGUUGGGUCCCCUUCGACAAGAUCGACAGCAUCGUCUUCUCCCGCGUUGGCGGCGCCGUGUCCGCAUCCCGCACCUUCGACCUCACGCUCCACGAGAAGGGGAGCAGCACCGAGACCCAGUUCUCCAAUAUCAACCGGGAGGAGCAGAAGCCGCUGGAGGACUUCUUCAAGGUCAAGGGCCUACGGGUCAAGAACGAGAUGGACGAGGAUACUUCGGCGCUUCUCGCUGCGGCGCUCAGAGAUCCGGAUAUGGUGUCUAGCGACGAGGAAGUUGUUGCUGCGAGAGCAGAUCGAGGUAGCGCGGACGAGGAUAGCGAGAGUGCGGACGAGGACUUCAAGACGGAUAGCGAGAGUGAUGUUGCGGAGGAGUACGAUUCCGCCCACGAGAGCAGUGGCGGUAGUGACGAUGAGGAUGGGGCGGGAAGUGACGCGGAGCAGCGGCCAGCGAAGAAGGCGAAGACUGGCUGA
This is a messenger RNA of Drepanopeziza brunnea f. sp. 'multigermtubi' MB_m1, 1731 nucleotides long. The record is from RefSeq and is a predicted model, not a curated record. NCBI's taxonomy places the organism in Eukaryota, Fungi, Ascomycota, Leotiomycetes, Helotiales, Drepanopezizaceae.